AUGGCCCAAUACGAAGCGACGACCGACAAGUCUACGCCGACAGUAUCGGCAGGAGGGGCUUCAACCUCCAAAGCGAAUGUCAAGAGGGCCGGACGCUGGAAGAGGAAGAAGGGCAAAGGACAAGCCAUCGCAGCCACUGCUAUUGCUUUAAGUGCCCCUACUGCUCCUGUGGAAAUGGGCAAAGGGAAAUGGAAGGUUGGCAGUUCUCAACGGUCAAAGGCAAAUGAUGUCCGCAAUCAUUGCCCAGGGAAUGGGUAUUGGAACAGGGAGUGCCCACAACUCCUCUCCAGCCCAGUAUUGGAUACUGGUUGUGGAGCUCACAUCUCCAAUAACUUACAGGUGUUGGAAAGAAGCAGAAUGCUAAGUAAGGAUGAGAUGAUUCUAAAGCUAGGCAAUGGGAAGGCCAUCACUGCAAAAGCCAUGGGAUCUCUCGACUCAGCUAUUAGUGAUCAUAUUCGGAUAGAAUUAAAAGACUGUUAUUAUACUAAUUGGAUUAUGACUGCCCAACAUAAACGAAAAAUAGAUAAUCAUGAAAACGCACAGUUAUGGCACGCAAGGCUAGGCCAUAUCUCAAAAGAUAGGAUGAGAAAGUGGGUAGAAUCAAAGAGUCUAGAGAUAGACGAUUUGGACAGCCUACUGACUCCUGAAUCCUAUUUGAAAGGGAAAAUGACCAAGAAGCUCUUUGUUGGACAAAGAGCGCUUGCCAACGGUCUUUUGGAUUUGAUCCAUACAGAUGUCUGUGGACCAUUAAAUACUCCAACUAGAGGAGGAUUCUCGUAUUUCAUAACCUUUACCAAUGAUCACUCACGGUACGGUUAUCUUUACCUAAUAAGGUACAAAUCUGAGGUCUUUAGAAGGUUUAAGGAGUAUAGACUUGAAGUCGAGAAUCAAAUUGAUCGUAAAAUUAAAGCCCUUUCGGUCGGACCAAGGUGGAGAGUAUUUAAGUGGUGA
Molecule: messenger RNA, 951 nt
Organism: Sesamum indicum (sesame)
Lineage: Eukaryota; Viridiplantae; Streptophyta; Magnoliopsida; Lamiales; Pedaliaceae
Molecular function (GO): nucleic acid binding
Source: RefSeq, a predicted model, not a curated record